Drosophila subpulchrella is the source of this 564-nucleotide messenger RNA. RefSeq lists its product as uncharacterized. Gene Ontology annotation, biological process: maturation of 5.8S rRNA; regulation of gene expression. The record is from RefSeq and is a predicted model, not a curated record. The transcript is spliced from 2 exons. Gene Ontology annotation, cellular component: nucleolus; exosome (RNase complex). The coding region runs from base 70 to 546 and encodes 158 amino acids. Gene Ontology annotation, molecular function: DNA binding; RNA binding. Lineage: Eukaryota; Metazoa; Arthropoda; Insecta; Diptera; Drosophilidae.
GGUCACGCUGCGGUCACACUUCAAGGCUAGAUGUAAAUAUUCGCACACGAUUUAUAUUCAUUUUUUAGAAUGUCUCAAGGAAACACUGUUGAAAAGGGGUUGCCGUGUGACUCCUACCUGGACAAAAGCCUGCAAGAUGACAAAAAUAUACAGGCAACAUUGAGGAACUUCUACAGCAGCAUUGAAGUUCUGGAAUCCGACCUGCAAAAGGCACUUGCGAUACAGGCAGGACGCACAUUGAGCACCAACGACCAAAUUAAACUGGAUAGUUACUUGGCUUAUUUGACCAGCACUCUGUUUUGGAUACACCUGAAACUGCAGGGUGUGGAUGUCGCAAAGCAUGGUGUGAUGCACGAUUUGGGGCGCGCCAAGGAAAUGCUUGCCCGCGAUAGGGAAAUAGACGCAUCUCUGGCGGCUCCAAGACUGGAUAUUAAGGCUGCCAAGCGAUUUAUUGCCGCAGGAACGCACACGCGGUUUGUGGACAUGGACGGCGUUAUGGUCACCGAAACACAAUAUAAUAAAAGUCUGGAACAAACCGAGAAAUAAAACAAAAUUACCAAUCUA